CAGUUACGCGCGGACGCCAUGGCGGCCCCACGCGCACUGACGUUCUCCCGCGCCAAAUUCAAAUUCUAGUCAUUCUCUUUUUGAAUCGUAAGCAUAGACGAGAUUGAUGUUUUGACGGUGUUUUUUUUUUUGACUGAUGAUGACCAUGUUUACGACUGACCAGUGACGUGACAGUGACUAGUGUGACAAUAUGACGUGACUUUUGACUUGGAUUGACUGACUGGACUUGACUACGGAGCGGAAAUGCAGCGGUGGCAAUGGCGAGGGUCUGGAAGGUCGCGAGGAGGAGACUCAGUUCCCGACGGCGAGUAUGAUGAGGCAGUCAUCCCUGAUGCAGCACUGCCCUCUAAGAGGAGCUCCUAAGUGCCCUCCCGCUUCUAAAAGAUACCGCACUCAUGAUGGAACUUGCAACAACAUCAACCGUCCCCGCUGGGGAUCCACCAUGACCCCCGUGCAGCGUUUCCUCGCACCUUCCUACUCCGACGGGCUGCAGGCUGCUAGGAGGUCCAUCUUCGGCACCAAGCUGCCUUCAGCAAGAGAGAUCAGUUCCACGAUCCAUGAGGACAGGAACGCUGAGACAGUAGGAGUGACGCAUCUGCUGAUGCAGUGGGGACAGUUCCUGGACCAUGAUGUGACUUCUUCGUCGCAGUCUCGAGGGUUUAAUGGAUCGGUGCCCAGGUGCUGCAAGGAUGGUGGCCGGGAUUUCGUUCCUAAGGAGUUUAUGCAUCCCGAAUGCUUCCCCAUCCCGGUGCCAGCAUCAGACCCGUUCUAUGGUCCUCGUGGAGUGAGGUGCCUGGACUUCGUGCGAUCCUCACCAGCUCCUCGAGACGACUGCGCGCUCGGCUGGCGAGAGCAGCUCAACCAGGUUUCUGCGUAUAUCGACGGGUCACCGCUGUACGGGAGCUCGGCUACCAAGUCCGAUAAGUUGAGGCUGUUUAGGAAUGGUAUGCUGCAAUACGGCAGAAUGCAACAACGCCGCCCUGUGCUGCCACCGGAGCGACGUGACGAGCUGUGCCGCAAGGGAGCCGUGUCCACCGACUGCUUCAAGUCAGGAGACGCCAGGGUCAACGAGCACCCGGGGCUGGUGGCCGCGCAUAUUGUGUGGCUGAGGCAGCAUAACAGAAUGGCACAAGAGCUAACGCAUUUGAACCCACACUGGAGCGAUGAGAAAAUCUACCAAGAAACACGCAAGAUCGUAGGAGCUAUGAUUCAGCACAUCACAUACAGAGAGUUCUUACCUAUUGUGCUAGGUUCCGAAGUAAUGCAUCGCUUCGAGCUCGAGCUGCAGAAGAAGGGUUUCUACAAGGGCUACAACCCUAAGAUCAACCCGAGCCCGGCCAGCUCAUUCGGUUCAGCUGCCUUCAGGUUCGGCCACAGCCUCGUGCAGUCCUCCAUGGUGCGCUUCGAUAGGUUCCAUCGGCCUAUGAGCAAUAAUGUAUCCCUCCACGAUGAACUAAGUAACCCAUCCAACAUCUGGUCUAUCGGCGCAGUAGACCGUCUGCUCCUCGGCAUGUUGAACCAGCCUAUCCAGAAACGCGACGAAUUCAUCACGGAAGAGCUCACCAACCACCUCUUCCAGACUCCUCAGUUCGACUUCGGCAUGGACUUGGCAGCUAUCAACAUCCAAAGAGGGAGGGACCAUGGAGUUCCUCCGUAUACAUCAUGGAGGGAACCAUGUGGGUUGUCAGCUAUUGAAGACUUUGAUGAUCUUCUGAGGGUAAUGCCAGCUAGAGCUGCGAGAAAGAUGAAGACUUUGUACAGGCAUGUGGAUGAUAUAGACCUGUUCACGGCGGGCAUGGCAGAGAGGCCGGUGAUCGGUGGCUUAGUGGGACCAACCUUUGCUUGUAUCAUAGCGCAGCAGUUCACCAAUCUUAGGAAAGGAGAUCGGUUUUGGUACGAAAACGGAGGUUUCGAAUCAUCAUUUACACCAGCCCAGCUUCAACAAAUCCGUAGGAUCUCUUUCGCACAAGUCCUCUGUCGCACUUUAGACAGCAUCGAUACAGUCCAACCUUUCGUCUUCCUCUCUACCGACAAUCCCGACAAUGACAGAAUAUCUUGCCAGAAUGGACUGCUUAAUAACUUUGACUUAUCACCUUGGAUUGAAAUAGACUCAGAAUCUGACAACGAUAUUAGUAAAGCUGAAGCUACCAGCCCAAAACCGACUAAAAAACCAUCAACGACAUCAAGACCUACAACGACAAAGAAAACAGCGGGAAAGGGUGCGAUUAAGCCAAACAAAAAGAAGCCUGACAUUAGCACUAGUACUAUCAAAAACAUGACUAUUGAAAGUUUGACUAAAGAGAACCCGACUGACAAACUAAACGUGACAGACCUACAGAAAGACAAUGACAAAGACGAACUGAACUUGACUCUGACUAAUGCCAUGACUACUACGACUGUAAAACCUAACAUAACGACUAAACCCACCGUGACUAGACGUGACGUACAGAUAGAUGACAAACUUGACUUCAAAAACAAGAGCCGACGGUUUGACGACGUUAAAGUAGACUCUAGACGCAGACCUUCAACCAAGUAUGACGAAUAUGAAUAUGACGAUGAGGAAGACACUCAACAAGUGCAAUCUGUUGUCAUAAACAACGUUGCACAUAAAAGACCUCAAUACAACCGACCUAACAGCAGACCUAAUAACAGACCAGUAAUUACAGUGACUGAGAACAUUGACAAAUACACUUACUUGAUCAACUAUGUGCCGAGACCAACUGAGUCUUGGCGACAAUCGAAUAGGAGACCUACUACUGGACGACCUACAUCUGACAGGGACGUGGUUAAAGUAACAUAUCAGACUUAUGACGACACAUACAGACGACCAAACAAACCUUACUAUUACAACAGACAAGACAAUCAAGAGACCAAUUACAGAUACAAUAGACCGACUCAUACGACUAAAAUCAGCUACCCUUCCUCUGCUAGGUCCAAUGACGAGACUGUGACACAGAAAACCAAAGUGACUGACAAUCCUGAGACUAAAAGCGAAAGCACGACUGACUUAUAUAAACUUGUGACAUUUGGAUACGUAGGGACAUACAAAGGUUCAGCUAGCACUACUGAAAAGAAAAUGACUGACAUGACUGACAAAACUGUGACUGACAAAAACAUGACUGACAAAAAGGACAUUGAAGCUGACAUGACUGACAAAGAAGUGGCUGACAGACAUAAAGCAGAAACUGUAAGUAAAGACUUCUCGACUUUUGACGCGAAUGACAACAAAAAUAUGAAACUAUCGACAUUUUACCUUUACGAGACCGCAACUAAGCCUUAUUUACAGAGACCGACGAGACGUAACGACGAAGUACCGGUACAGACUAACAAAUACUAUUACAUUAGGAAUGUUCUUCACAAAUACUCUAACACUGACAAGAAUCCUUCUGGUCAGCCAAAUAAAGAAGAGAAAAGAGAGGUCAUAACAGAUGGGUACAAUAAUCUUGGUGACCGUGAGGUCAAUAUAGAAGAGAGAUCUGCAGUAGACAAGAUGGCGUCCUUAGAAGACAUAGAAGUAAAGUCUAAUGUGCCGAGCCGACAUAGAAACAGAGUGAAGCCUUCAAGUCCAGCUAAGACUCCAUCUGUAGCCUUUCAAGUAAUACCCAGUGAGAACAGUCCAUCACAAUGGGCCGUUUACGACGAGAACUUGGAUCUACCUGAACAGCACAGCAUGCCGACCAUCAAGACAGAUCCUUACGCCCUGAAGGAGAUACCCACACCCAUAGCCUUCAACAGCUUCAGGAGACGAAGACCAGGACUUGGGAGGCAUUGACGCAUCUCCAUGUUUUAGACGAAAUCUUGCCUUAGUUCCAAUUAAUUAGAUAAGUGUAAGAGCCAAUAUUGAAUUUGUAAUGUUGAAAUAUUUUGUGAUAAAGUUAUGAAUGUAGGCAAUGAAAUUAGCUUUUUUGUGCCUAUUUCGUUUUAAGAAAGUGGGCGUUAUGGGCCUGAAAUAAAAUUAAAAUUUAUUAUGAAAUAAUCUAUUAAUAGCUCGUUUUGGUAUUUUCCGCUUGACUGACGUGACUACUAAAUGACAUGAUUUGAUAAUGACUUUACCUUCCCUAAAUUAUAGACUGACCAAUAACUUUAAUCGAUGGCUGACAAAAAUACUAGACUGACAUUGAAUUGUAGCUAAUGUGACUGAGUUAAUGAAAUGACCCGACUUGACCAAAUACGACUGACUGACAAACUGACCAAUGGACCAACCGACUUGACUGAGACGACCGAUUCGACAGAGUUCGAAGAAGUAGUAGUCAAGACACCUACGUACCAAAUGACUUUCGGCACCGACUGUAAAACACGCACACAUGACUAGAAUGUUGAUUGAGCUUCGACAAUGAACAAUGACUCGAUUUACUCAACAUCUAUGGCAAAACUUAUGACGUACAGUACUACACAAGUUGCUUACGAUAACUAACAGUAUACAGUAUCAAGAGUAUAUGAACUACCUGCUUAUAGGUAAAAUCUUGACAAAUAUGUCAAAUGACUGACUCAAUGUGACUGAACUUUAACUGACUUCAUUGACAAAAAUACGUCUAAACUGACCUGACUGACAAAACUACUAAUUUGACUGACGAAUAACGUGACGUGACUAAAGAGACAACAACGCAGUAGGACAAAAUAUAUUUUUAUUUACGACAUCAACUCACAUGGUUAUUUACUUGACAUUACAUAGUAACAUUUUUAUACUAGAUCUCGUCAUGACAAAGUUUAUAUAAGUACUGACAAACUGACUGACAACUCGCACAAUGACAAAGACUGUUCGGAUUAAAACAUUAAUAAAUAAUUAUAUUUCAUUAAUAUACCAAUAGGUAUGUUUUUAUAUUAUUUUUAAUUUACCUACUAGUUGUCUUAAGUAUUUAAGUUUUCACAAUAUUUUUGCUUUGUUUUCUGGCCAUUAAAUGGCAGAUUUCAUUUAAUUUGUUAUCAAUAAAUAAUUACUUCUUAUUCUAUACAUUAAAAUGAAUCUAAACACAAUAUUACAUUAACAGACAAAUUAAUUUAAGGUACACACAGUAUAAUAAGUAAAUCAAUCAAAUUGUUAGCAUUUACAAGUAUGAUUGUAUUUUAUUAUCACUUUUCAACGUGACAAUUCAGUUAAUUCUUGAUAAUUUAUUGAUUACAUCAAAUAUUGUGAUUAAAUUAUUUUAAACUGA
Molecule: messenger RNA, 5153 nt
Organism: Helicoverpa zea (corn earworm)
Lineage: Eukaryota; Metazoa; Arthropoda; Insecta; Lepidoptera; Noctuidae
Product: chorion peroxidase-like
Exons: 11
Coding region: 311-3772 (1153 amino acids)
Biological process (GO): response to oxidative stress
Molecular function (GO): peroxidase activity; heme binding
Source: RefSeq, a predicted model, not a curated record